AUGGCGCACUAUCGAUUCAAUAACCUUCUCGGCGCGCCGUACCGCGGCGGGAACCUGUGCCUGCGCGGGCACCAUCUCAUCAGCAGCGUCGGGAACCGCGUCUCCGAGGUGGACCUACAGCUGUCGUCGUCCACGACGCUGCCGUGCGAGAACUUGACGGAGAUCAGAUGCGUCGCGGUGUCGCCGUCGGGGCAUCAUAUGCUGUCGUUCGACACGGACGGGCGCGCGAUCCUCGUGAACGUUCGAAAACGCGUCACGCUGCACCACAUGAACUUCAAGGGCAAAGUCACCGCGUGCGAGUUCUCCCCGUGCGGCAAAUCCUUCGCCGUCCUCGUCGGAAAGCUCGUCCAGAUCUGGGCGACGCCGACGAUGCUCAAAGAGUUCGCGCCGUUCCGUCUCCUUCGCACGUACGGCGGCAUGUACGACGACGCGACGUGCCUCGCGUGGUCCGGCGACAGCCAGUGGAUCAUCGUUGGCGGGAAGGACCUCACGGCGAGGAUAUACAGCGCGAAUCAUCUCGACGGGUACGCGCCGCCGACGCUGAGCGGCCACCGCGAGCCGCUGGUGGCCGUCGCGUUCUGCGCGCAACUCGACGGGUUCUCGUGCUACACGAUAUCCGAGGACGGCGCUCUGUUCGAGUGGCAGCUGCUGGACGACGAAGACGAAGACGAAGACGAUGCGAACGGUAGUAAUAAGAGUAAGCGAAGGAAGAAAGGCGAAGCGGCGGCGGCGGCGAAGAAGAAGAAACCGAAAGGGCGGCGGUGGCGUCUCCGCGGAAAACAUUUUUUCCACAUGCCGAAUAAGCUCUCUUGCGCGCGGUACCACGCGAGGAGCGGGAUGCUGUGCGCCGGGUUCGCGCACGGCGUCUUCACGCUCCACAGGCUCGCGACCGGCGAGUUCAACCACCUCCAGACGCUCUCCAUAUCCACGCAGAAGGUGACGUCGUGCGAGUGGAACGAGACCGGGGAGUGGAUCGCGCUCGGCUGCGCCAAGUUGGGACAACUGCUCGUCUGGGAGUGGCAGUCGGAGACGUACGUGUACAAGCAGCAGGGGCACUACUACGACGUGAACGCGUGCGCGUACUCCCCCGACGGCGCGUUGAUCGCGACGGCGUCGGACGACAACACCGUGAAGGUGUGGUCCGCGGCCACGGGGAGCUGUUUCGUGACGUUCGACGAGCACUCGGGGCCGGUGGGCGCGGUGUGUUUUUUGCCGUCGGGGCACGCGGUGCUCUCGGCGUCGAUGGACGGGACCGUGCGCGCGUUCGACCUGAUGCGGUACCGGAACUUCAAGACGCUGACGUCGCCGGACCCGUGCCAGUUCGUCUCGCUGGCCGUGGAUCCCUCGGGGGAGAUCGUGUGCGCGGGUUCCUUGGACACGUUCCAGAUCCACAUCUGGUCGCUCAAGACCGGUCGGCUCCUGGACAUCUUCGCCGGGCACCAAGGCCCCGUGAACGCGCUGUGCUUCUCCCCCGAGAGCCCGCUCCUCGCGUCCGGGUCCUGGGACAAGACAGUCAGGCUCUGGGACGUCUACGACGGCCGAGGUCAGACGGACGUUCUCCAGCACGCGCACGACGUCCUCGCCGUCGCGUUCCGCCCCGACGGCAAGCAGCUCGCGGCCGCGACGCUGGACGGGCAGAUCUUUCUGUGGAAACCGGACGACGCGCGGUUGGAGGGCACGAUCGAGGGCAGGAGAGACAUGGCGGGCGGAAAGACAAUCGGCGACUUGCGCUCGGGCGCCAACGUAAACGCCGGCCGCGCGUUCAAGACGCUCGCGUACAGCGCCGACGGCGCGCUGCUCAUGGCGGGAGGGAACGGCAAGAGCGUGUGCAUGUACGACGUCGAGGGGACGUCGCUGCUGAGGAAGUUUUCGCUGUCGAAGAGCAAAGCCAUGGACGGGACGAUCGAGCGGUUGGACUCGAGCAGAGUCACGGACGCCGGGCCGCUGGACCUGUUACCCGACGACGACGACGACGACGACGACGACGACGACGCGAACGACAUCCCCGGCGCGCGCGCCCACGCCGCGGGAUCCUCCAACGCGAACAACGGCAAGAAGAAGCGCAAGACGAUCCGAUGCAAGCACGUCGCGUUCGCGCCCACCGGCCAAGGAUGGGCCGCGUCCACGACGGAGGGCGUGAUGGUCUUCGCCAAGGACGCGGGCGCCGCGUUCGAUCCGACCGACCUCGGCGAGGACGUGACCCCCGCCGCCGCGCGCCGCGCGCUGAGACACGGCGACGCGCGCGUCGCGCUGCUCAUGGCGCUGCGUCUGAGAGGCGCGGAGGAGGACGAGGCGCUCGUCCGGGAGGUGCUGGAGAAGACUCCGCCGGACGCCGUCGCCGGCGCGCUUCGGGAUUUUCCACCCGCGUUGCUUUCGCCGCUGAUCGAGUCGAUCGCGGCGAGGGCGACGCGAGGGCCGCACGCGCAGCUGAUGCUGCGGUGGGCGAGGGAGCUGUGCGUCGCGCACGGGCGGGCGAUCCACGCGGCCGCGCACGGGGGGAUGUUGUUGCCGGCGCUGAGGAGGUUGUCGAAGGCGUUCGCGGCGAUGCACGAGGACUUGGCCGCGACCGCGGAGGCGAGCGUGUUCUUGUUGGAUUACGUGUGCGCGGCACCGCCGCCGAUGCAGGCGGGGGCGUGA
This is a messenger RNA of Micromonas pusilla CCMP1545, 2637 nucleotides long. RefSeq lists its product as uncharacterized. The transcript is spliced from 4 exons. Gene Ontology annotation, biological process: ribosomal small subunit assembly; maturation of SSU-rRNA from tricistronic rRNA transcript (SSU-rRNA, 5.8S rRNA, LSU-rRNA). Gene Ontology annotation, cellular component: small-subunit processome; Pwp2p-containing subcomplex of 90S preribosome. The record is from RefSeq and is a predicted model, not a curated record. Lineage: Eukaryota; Viridiplantae; Chlorophyta; Mamiellophyceae; Mamiellales; Mamiellaceae. Gene Ontology annotation, molecular function: protein binding. The coding region runs from base 1 to 2637 and encodes 878 amino acids.